Messenger RNA from Eruca vesicaria subsp. sativa (arugula), 2814 nucleotides. NCBI's taxonomy places the organism in Eukaryota, Viridiplantae, Streptophyta, Magnoliopsida, Brassicales, Brassicaceae. The record is from the annotation of a GenBank genome assembly.
AUGAGGUCCACUCCGAGUGAAAGGUUAUCACUGAUGGAAGGCAGUAAAUUCGAAAUCACUUACACAAAAAAUCGCUUCAAAAAAGUUUGGUACAAAGCCAUUAUCGAGUUAGAACCACCGCAAACCAAACCCAAAUCUAGCUCCCGACAACAACAACAACGCUGUGUCCGUUUGCUUAAGGAUGACUCGUUGAGUCCUCUUACCGCCUUCACUCACACAGCUUCGUUUCGUCCGGUUUCGACAAGACAUUUCGAAAGCCGCGUCGAUAUCAAGGUUGGCUCCAUCGUGGAUGCUAAUCACAAAGGUGGGUGGUGGGUUGGUCUGGUCGUCAAAGAGGUUGGAGAUGACGAGUUUUUGGUGUUGUUCGAAUCAUUACCACCUGAUGUAGUUCUGUUUGGGAGAGAUAAGUUGAGGGUACAUCUUGACUGGGUCAAUGAGACAUUGUGGGUCUUGCCAGGACGAAAUCUACAGUUCUUGAAGCGGUUGCAGGAGAAGCCUAUGUUUGUUUCUGGGGCAAUGGUGGAAGUGAGUGAUAAGGUAGAUAAAGGUGGGGUCGUUUGGGUUCCUGCAAUGAUCAUUAAAGAGGCUGAGGAUGAGAAGGAGGAGGAGAACACGGAGGACGUGGAUGAGGAGGAGAAAGAUGAGGAUGAAGAGGAGAAUAAGGAUGAGGACAAGGAGGAUGAGGAUGAAGAUGAGGACGAAGAGGAGGAGGAUGAGGAUGUGGACAAGGAAGAUGAGGAUGAGAAAGAGGAGGAGGAGGAUGAUGAGGAAGGGGAUGAUGAUGAUGAUAAGAAAUAUAUUGUCAAGGUUUGUGUUAAUCCCUCAAGCUUUAAGGGACCCAACAAAACAGUUGACAUGCGUAGGAUUAGGCCUAGACCGCCUCCUUUUACAGCUGAAGAGCUUAAGUCGGUGGAAUAUAUAGAGGUGUUUCAGGGUACAUCAUGGCGUCAAGGGCGAGUGACGGGGCAAAUGUCUUACGGAUGGUGUAAAGUGAUUUUAGAGGCUACAAACAAGGUUGUGAGCUUCAGACUCUCGGACAUUAGGCCUUCCAAGGUGUGGCAAAACGGCAUUUGGAAGUUAUUAGAGCACGACAAGUCCAUGUUUACCUCUGGAGAAGUGGUGGAAGUGAGUGGUAAGAUAGAUAAAGCAGAGUUCGUCUGGUUUCCUGCAAUGAUCAUUAAAGAGAUUGAUGAUAAUGAUGAGAAGAAAUAUAUUGUCGAGGUUUGUGAUAUUCCCUUGAACUGCGAGGUUAUCAAGAAAAGACCCAACAAAACCGUUGAUAUCCCUAGUGUUAGGCCUAGGCCACCUCCAUUUUUGGCUGAAGAGCUUAACUCGGUAGACUAUGUAGAGGUGUUUCAGGGUAAAUCAUGGCGUCAAGGGCGAGUGACCGGGAAUGUGUGUAAUGGAUGGUAUGAAGUACGUUUAGAAGCUACAAACAAGGUAGUGAGGUUCAGACUCGUGGACAUUAGGCCUUCCAAGGUGUGGGAACACGGCGUUUGGAAGCCAAGGGAAUCACCUUUAACUCAAGGAUCGGUAGAUGAGAUGGAUGACUCUGGUAAUACAUUCUCUCCAGUGUCUAACAGUCCACCUGUAACCCCAUCCCCAGGCAUAACUGCAACAUCGUUGAUACAAACACGAGAGAAUCCAAUGGAAUCACCUUUAAGUCAAGGAUCAGUAAAUGAGAUGGAUGAAUCUGCAAAUGAAUCUGGUUCAUCCAUAACCCCAUCUCCGGCCAUAACUGCAACACCAUUGAUACAAACCCCAGAAAAUGGAACUAGAGAAGAUAACAAUCGGAAGAGGAAGAGAGAACAAUUCUCAUGUUCUGUUGAAGAUAUUGAUGAGGAAAAUGAAGCAAAGGAGGAUAUAACAGUGGUUUUGCCCUUUGAGAAGAAGUUACCAAUCUGGAAGACAGUUGAAUCAAUGGAAGUAUUCAAAACAUUCCCACAAAGUCCUCAUUUCACUCCAUUGCUGGAGAUCAGAGAAGACGCCCGUGAAAUGUCUGCGGUUGGUAUGAUGCUAACCUUCUCUGGAUUACUUGAGGAAGUCAAAGCUCUGAAACUCAACAAUCCCAUAAGCUCACUAAACAGCCUCAGUGAUUCCUUUGCCGAGUUAGAGAAGCAUGGGUUCGAUGUCAAAGUACCUAUGUUGCGGAUUAGUAAGCUCUUGUCUCUCAUAGAUAGGCAAGCAAAGAAGAUGGAGGAGCUCGAAGGUGCCGAGAAAGUGACUGCAGAGAAAGAGAGAAACAAGGUUGAGAACGAACGCAAGAUUCUGGAGCUGCAAAAGCUGAAUGAAGAGGCAGACAAAGAGAUAACACAGAGUAAGUCAUGUGAAGCAAAGAUUGGCCAACAGCUUGAAGAUGUGAAGCUUCAGUUUCACACAACUGCGUCAGCUCCAUGGUAAAAUGUUAAGCUAAGCUCUAUUUUGCAAAUAAAAAAGCUAAGAUUAGUAUGUAAUUAGGAAGACUUAGUUGGCCCCUUUAGCCUCACGGUUGAUGUUUAGUUUAGAAUUUAGACUAUAGUAGUUAAAAAAAAACUAAAAUUUAUGGGAAAAGAGCAGCAAGAAACUCAUCAAGUACCCUAUAUAUGAUUAACUAAAACAAAGAGUAAAAAUUAGACUAAUAUAUUUAUUAAAGAUGAAUAGGAUAACUAUAAGAAGAAAGAUAACUAGUAGAGGUAUAAUUUGGAUUUCACCAGAAAAAAGGUAACGUCAAAAAAAUAGAGGUAUUUGGAUUUAGUAAAAAAUUAGACUGCUCUUUGACUUUGUUUGUUUGGAUGUUUGUAUGCUACUAUGCUUUGUAUUUCAAUACAUUUUAGC